Molecule: messenger RNA, 1863 nt
Organism: Peronospora belbahrii
Lineage: Eukaryota; Oomycota; Peronosporomycetes; Peronosporales; Peronosporaceae
Source: the annotation of a GenBank genome assembly
AUGACAUCUCCAUUAACACCACGGCUUCUCGUGCUCUACGGAAGUGAGACUGGCACUGCUCAAGAUGUCGCAGAGUUUAUACAACAGCGUGCAUUCAAUCGUUAUCUUAUGGAUACUCAUGUCUCUUCUAUGAAUGCGUAUCCAGUCGUGGAACUCUUGCCUCAAUGCUCCACCGUUGUCUUCAUCGUGUCAACAACUGGCGAUGGUGAAGCACCUGAGAAUAUGCGCAAUAGUUGGCGCUGUUUGCUGCAAAAAAGUCUGGACAAUCAAUGGCUAACAGGUGUACGUGUUGCUGUCUUUGGACUGGGUGAUUCUAGCUAUGCCAAGUAUAAUGCAGUAGCCAGACGCCUCCAGACACGUCUACUGCAGUUAGGAGCAUUGGAACUUAUUGAACGUGGUUUAGGAGAUGAUCAGCAUAUUUACGGAUACUUUGGAGCGCUCAAUCCAUGGCUGGAGAAGCUCUGGGCAGCUCUUUUACAUUUGUAUCCGCUGCCGGAAGGACAGGCAAUUGAUGAUUCCCCGAAACCAAUCGAGCCUCGUUACUCUGUCACUGUGCAUCAAGAUGGAGAUGAAGCAGUGCAGAUUGCAAAGAUGCUGACGCCGAGAACGGAUAAGUCGAGCUUUUAUGCGCCGCCACGUAUGACGGUGGGGCGUGAGAAGGGUAUUUAUUGGGCUCCUGUUGUAGAAAACAAGCGCAUUACAGCGGACGAUUGGGAGCAGGAUGUACGGCAUUUGGAAUUUGAUAUUAGCGAUGGAUAUGGUACGAGCGACUCAGCUGAAGCUCCAUUUAGAGCUGGAGAUAUUGCUGUAGUGUACCCUGAGAAUGUGACGGGUGUGGAUGACAUGCUCAAGUAUGUGAAUCUAGAUGGAGACACUGUCAUUUCAAUUCACACUGCUUGUGGUUCAAAGCAACUCGACUUUUCUUCUCCAGUUACUGUUCGUAAGCUGUUCAUUAGUUUUUUGGCAAUCUUGGAAAGUCCGCGGCGCAGUUUCUUUGAGAGAUUGUCACUGUUUGCAACAAAUGAAGAGGAGAGAGAGAAACUUGAGGAGCUGUCGUCACCUGAAGGUGUAGAUCUUCUCUACGACUAUUGCAUCCGCGAAAAAAGGACGUACGUAGAGGUAUUGACGGACUUUCCCAGCGUAAAGGUGCCGUUGACAAUUUUGCUGCAACUGAUCCCUCGUCAACAGCCCCGAUCGUACUCUAUCUCAUCGUCUGCUUUACUCCAUCCUGGACGCGUGCAUUUAACCGUGGCCAUUGUGGACUUCUUGACUCCGUACAAGCGCCGCCGACACGGUGUUUGUUCGUCAUUCUUCCAGUCACUGAACCCUUCCAUAGAGCAAAAGCGUGUACCAAUGUGGAUUAAGCACGGUCUAUUUGAGCCGCCUAGCUUAGAGCAAGACAUGCUGCUCGUUGGCCCAGGAACUGGAUUAGCUAGCAUGCGUGCGAUGCUGCAGGAGCGACGAUUUCUGCGCAAACAAGCAAGUGACAACAACUCGGGAGAUAUCUACCUCUACUUUGGAUGUCGCCAUGAAAGCAAGGACUUUCUGUACAAAGAUGAGUUGCGUGAACUCGUGACGUCAGGCGACCUCACCGAGUUACAUACUGCGUUUUCACGUGACCAGGAUCAUAAAAUCUAUGUCCAGACGCGUCUUGCAGAGAAUAGAGAGGCUGUUUUCAACUUUAUCAUGAACGGUGACGGGCGCAUUUACAUUGCUGGUUCCGCCAAACAAAUGCCAAACGAUGUUUAUGAGGUGCUUCGAGAUAUUUUGCGCUCAGUCGGUAAAUUGCCAUCACCACUUGCAGAAAAGGUGAUGAAGACAUUGGCUCGAAAGAAACGCUACGUGGUUGAAUCUUGGUCGUAA